CUGGGUGUGCCUCGGGUGUAUUCUCGGGUAGUGCUGUACGGGCAGGGUGGGAAGAAUACAGCAUGCCUCCAUAUGUGUGGCGGAUAAAUUUGGAUACUCCAGAGGAAGCUCGUCACAAUCUCUCUUUUGGUGCUGCGGAUCGCUGGUGGGAGCAAACAGACCUGACCAAGCUGAUACUCGCCUCAAACAAACUGCAGAGUCUGUCAGAGGAUGUCCAGCUUCUGCCUGCCCUCACUGUUCUGGAUGUGCAUGAUAAUCAACUGACAUCGCUUCCUUCUGCUUUAGGACAAUUGGAAAAUCUUCAGAAACUUGAUGUCAGCCACAACAAGCUGAGGAGUGUCCCAGGAGAGGUGAUGCAGUUGUCGCGUUUGAAGAGCCUCCUUCUUCACCACAAUGAGCUGAGUCACCUGCCGGAUGGAUUUGGACAGCUUGUCAAUUUAGAAGAAUUAGAUCUGUCCAACAACCAUCUCACAGACAUUCCAACAAGUUUUGCUCUGCUCAUUAACUUAGUGCGACUCAAUUUGGCUUGUAAUCAGCUCAGGAGCCUGCCUGCAGAUAUCAGCGCGAUGAAAAGCUUAAGACAGCUGGAUUGUAGUAAAAACUACCUGGAGACCGUACCUUCUAAAUUAGCGACUAUGGCAUCUUUGGAACAACUUUACCUGAGAAAAAAUAAAUUACAUUCCUUACCAGAAUUUCCCUCUUGCAAAUUACUGAAGGAACUGCAUGCUGGUGAAAAUCAGAUUGAAAUACUAAAUGCAGAGAACCUAAAGCAUCUGAAUUCCCUCUCUGUAUUGGAACUUAGAGACAACAAGAUAAAAUCAGUUCCUGAUGAAAUUACUCUGCUUCAGAAGCUGGAGCGACUGGACCUUGCCAACAAUGAUAUCAGUAGAUUGCCUUACACAUUGGGGAACCUUCCUCAGUUGAAAUUCCUGGCGUUAGAGGGAAAUCCUUUGAGAACCAUCCGAAGAGACCUCCUACAAAAAGGCACCCAGGAACUUCUGAAAUAUCUAAGAAGCAAAAUCCAAGAUGAUGGACCUCCUGGCAGUGAGGAGCCUCCCGUGACAGCCAUGACUCUCCCAAGUGAGGCGAGGGUUAACGUGCACGCCAUAACUUCACUGAAACUGCUGGAAUACAGUGAGAAGCAGGCCGCUGCCAUUCCCGGUGAAGUGUUCGACGCCGUCGGAAGCCAUCCUGUCACCACUGUCAACUUCAGCAAAAAUCAGCUCAGUGAAAUUCCUCCAAGGAUCGUGGAGCUGAAAGACUCGGUUUGUGAUGUCAACCUUGGCUUCAAUAAACUGUCCUCCCUUUCCUCGGAGCUCUGCGUGCUCCAUAAAUUGACACAUUUGGAUAUCAGAAAUAAUUUUUUGACAUCUUUACCUGAGGAAAUGGAGGCACUGACAAGACUGCAAUUAAUAAAUCUUUCUUUUAAUAGAUUUAAAGCCUUUCCCAGCGUCCUCUAUCAUGUCCUGCUCAGCAACAACCAGGUGGGCUGCGUGGACGCGCGGGGGCUGCAGGCGCUGGCGGGGCUGGCGACGCUCGACCUGCGCAACAACGACCUGCUCCAGGUGCCACCCGAGCUGGGCAACUGCCAGAGCCUGAGGACGCUGCUGCUGGACGGGAACCCCUUCCGCACGCCGCGGGCGGCCGUCCUGGCCAAGGGCACGGCCGCCGUGCUGGAGUAUCUGCGGAGCCGCAUCCCCGCCUGAGCCCGGCCGGGCCAGGGCAGCCCUCGGGCUGUGCCUCCUCCUCCUCCUCCUCCCUCGGCGGCUCGAGGGACCCAGCGCAGGGACCCUUCGGGCUGGAGCUGGCGCGUCAGGAACUUGCCUGGGCCAUGCGGUUCCCCUCCAGGCCGCACGUUUCCAGAGCGAGUUCCCAGCAGCACCUGUCGCCGUGUAUGGUAAUAAAGGGCUCUGGGAAGUGUGCGGUGGUUUGUCUGUGCUUGAGCCGGUUUUUAAACAGAAGGGUCAGCGUGAAGCGCUGGAGCCCUUGCU
Molecule: messenger RNA, 1991 nt
Organism: Athene cunicularia (burrowing owl)
Lineage: Eukaryota; Metazoa; Chordata; Aves; Strigiformes; Strigidae
Gene: LRRC40
Product: leucine rich repeat containing 40
Molecular function (GO): protein binding
Source: RefSeq, a predicted model, not a curated record